This is a messenger RNA of Caenorhabditis briggsae, 468 nucleotides long. The coding region runs from base 1 to 468 and encodes 155 amino acids. The record is from RefSeq and is a predicted model, not a curated record. NCBI's taxonomy places the organism in Eukaryota, Metazoa, Nematoda, Chromadorea, Rhabditida, Rhabditidae. The transcript is spliced from 2 exons.
AUGGAUGGUUUGGUGGAUAACCUGAUGGAAACAGAACAUUGGAAGUGUUUGUCGGAAAUUAAAAUCAAUGGAGCGAUUAAAGCAAACUUGGAAGAGUUUUAUCAUUUUAAUGUGGUGGAUGUUCAAAUCAAGGAGUUGAAUCCAUGGGUCUUAUCAGAGUUUAUCAAGAAUCAUCAUAGCAAGAAUCUCUAUCAACCCAACAGCUUCACAAUCCGCUCUAAACACCUGAUCGAGUCCUCCUAUGCUGAACAAGUGUGGAUUAGCUUUGACCCGUUUGAACCAAUGGAAAGCUUCAAGAAUGUCGAAUCCUGGGGCGUCCGACUGAAGCUGUUUGAAAUACCACGAGAUUCAGUCAACACUAGAGUGGUUUUCAUACUCAACGGAAAGAUUCGUGGAUAUGCUUGGGAUAAGGAGACUGUACUAUCGUCGUUCAUGAUUUUUAUCAAACACCGGAAGGCUACUUUUUAG